Molecule: messenger RNA, 603 nt
Organism: Aspergillus japonicus CBS 114.51
Lineage: Eukaryota; Fungi; Ascomycota; Eurotiomycetes; Eurotiales; Aspergillaceae
Exons: 10
Coding region: 1-603 (200 amino acids)
Source: RefSeq, a predicted model, not a curated record
AUGGAACUUACAUUGGACCGGAUGAGAACUGUUUCCAAAGGAACACGUGAAUUUGUAAUACGCACAGCUCACGGCCCCACCGAGCCGCUAUCCAUUUUGAACCCUUUCACAGUUCACACCCUGUCCUGCGCGAAUUUCACCUCGGAAGGUCGCGCUGUCCAGACCCGGCUCCGAUCUUGCAACCAUGGCCAGUACCCACCUGACAGUACCUUGCUCUCGACUAGACCAGCCAGCAGCAACGUGCCGGCAGGAUCCGUUCCGCGGGCAGUGAUUUACAGUACUAGUUGGCCUCCAGUCUACGGAGUAUGGAGAACACCUGUCUCAGCUCUUAACUCCGUAACUAGCGAGGCAAAGCUGUGUUCAGUCUGCUCUGCCUGCACAGGUGGGGUGAGCGAUGUCAUGGGUCAAGAUGAAACUGGCCCAUGCCCGGUGCUUGUUUUCUGGUUGUUUGGAUUUGGAGGAGCCGCAACUCUGUUUGUCCACCUCACAUCCCGCUUGACAACCGCCCGCUGCUGUUACGGAUACAGUACAGUAUAUUGUUCAUACACGGGUAUCUCAUACAACAACCACCUGAGCUGGAACCCAAACUGGAACCUUACCUAA